AUGUGGACUAACGUUUUCAGAAUUGGAGGUCUACAUACUGUUUCCUGGUUUCAGUUUCUUCCUAGUGAAACUGAGCUGAGUCCUGCCUACGAUACAAGUUCAAGAGCUGAGCAGAAUGAUGUUGCAACGUACCUUGUGCUUUCAUCUCAUCUGCUGUUGCAGAAGGAAGGCUUUCUUAGCACGUGGACCAAUUCUUUUGUUGGACCUUGGGAUCCAUCUCAAGGCUUAUACAACCCUGAUGAAAAGAUCAAGCUUUGGCUUUUUCUUCCUGGGCGUCAUUCAUCAAUCACUGAUAAAGCUCAGGCUGCUGUCUCUAAACUUAGAGUUGUUGCUUCUGGAAUCUGGGUAUCACCGGGGGACUCUGAAGAGAUAUCAGUUGCCUUUUCACAGUCUUUACGUAAUUGCAUUGAAAGAGCAUUAAUUGGACUUUCCUACAUGAGAUUUGGAGAUGUUUUUUCAAAAUUCGGCCCUCAAAGUGAAGAAUAUCUGAGGAGGGGACAGCCUACUGUUGAAUUCAUCUUUGCUGCUACCGAAGAAGCAGUUUUUGUCCAUGUCAUUGUAUCUGCCAAGAAUGUUCGGGCACUUUCAAGUGGCGAUGCUGAAAGACUGCUAAAGAGUUCCUUGAAAAACUCCAGUUCUAGGCUUCCAGUGAUUGUUUCUCCUCAUGGUAUGCGUGGAAGCCUCACUGGAUUCUGUCCCAAUGACCUUGUCAAGCAGGUCUACUUCAGUUCUGGAAACAUAGGGACUUCGAGUGGAUCUAUUGGUCUCCCUUCUCAUGUUGGUCGUGGGUCCCGUCUGAUAAAUGACAAUCAUUGUUACGUGGAAGUUACACUUGGUUGCUGCCAAAGUAUUAAUGACAACACAAGUCAAACUAAUUCGACCUUUGCAGUAAACUUUCCCCAUAGUCAGCGUCCUGAACCAUCAGUCGGGAGUAGGGAUCACCGGAAAGGACAACCAGAUAUCUUAUCGGCGCGUGAAAAAAAGUUCAUAUAUCCAGCUGAGGCAGUGCUUGUGCCAGUCUUACAGUCGGCAUUUGCUAAAUUUUCUUUGAAAAGAUUUUGGCUUCAAAACUGGAUAGGACCAUCACUAGCAGGCUCGUCGUUAUUUAUGCACUGGGCUGGUGAUUCUGACUUCCUUGGAUCAUCUGGAAAUAAGAGUGAUGGGUCUUAUGGAAAAAAUGGUUAUAAUAGCAGCGGCAGUAGCCGUAAUAGCAGCAUCAGUUCAACAAGUAGUGCUUCUAGCGGGAGUGGUUGGAGAAUGACUUCAAGAACUGGUGACCUUGAUGCUGAUGCAGAUUCGUUGACGUGUAGACAAUCUGGUCUAACUUGCAAUGAUGAUCACCCAAAAUCGGGUUCCAAGCGAUCGCGAACAGGGAGGGCAGAAUCUUUCGGUCAAGUAGGCAUUGCAGAUGAUGAAAUUGGAUGGGAUUGGGGUGGCGACGACAAUGAUGAUAGAGGAGUUGGUAUGGAUAUCAAGGCACUUCUUUCAGAGUUUGGAGACUUUGGUGACUUCUUUGAGAAUGAUGCGUUGCCUUUUGGGGAGCCACCGGGAACAGCAGAGUCGCAUACGCUCAUGAUUCCUCCAGAUUCUGCUGAUGUAGGUUCUAGUCCAGUGGAUAUGAUGGAUGUACCAGAACAGAUUGUUUUGCCCGAUGGGUUUUCCUCUUUUGAGAGCUUUAAUCCUGUUCCCCCGAUCAUAGAUGAGUGCCUUAUCAAAAGUCAAGAAGGCUUCAACAGCAGUUUCACUUCAGCUCCCUUAAAUCAAAUGUCAAGCUCUUCUACUGGCGAGUUCGAUUAUUUAAUAAAAGCAGAAGCCAUGAUGACGUUUGCUCCUGAGUAUGGAGCUGUUGAAGUACCUAUGAGCGAGAUUUCCUCUUUCAAAAGUCCAUAUCUUCCCAAAUCUCAUAAAGUGGAGAGUUCAAAUUCAAGAACGAGUAAUUAUGUUUAUGGACCCACACCACCUGCCACUGAAUCUGAUGGAGCAGCAGCCGAUAAGAAUUUACUUGGAUCAAAAUCAUGCAUUGGUAACAAUGAUGGCAGAACUUUGUUUCAGUCGAGAGAUUAUUACACUCAAGUGGAGGGCAGAAAGGAUCAAUAUAACAAGCUACCUACUGUAAUUAGUGACAACAGUAGUACAAAGGAGGGUGUUUCUCAGCUAAAAUAUUCAAACUACAGUGCUGUUAAGACCGUACAGGGGAAAACGUCUGACGGUAUAUCUGCUGUUGUUAGCACUUUAUUAUCUUCAAAGACCUUGUUGGCAACAGACGUGGGAAGCAUUAUGUUCCAAGCUUUCAUGUCUAGGAUGCGGCACAUAAUCAUUUCUUCGAAGCACAGUUCACCAGUUAGUCUGACAAGGUUUGGUGGAAACUUAUUCCUGAACCAGCUGUCUCACGAGCCCAGUAGUCUGACAGACAACAUAUCUGCUAGGAACGAGAUAUAUAAGAAAGAAAUACCUACUAGAAUAGCUAGAGAUUUCGACGGAGGAGUGUUAGAUAGCCACAUGAGUGCACCAGUUGGCGUGUGGCGGACUGUUUCAGUCCCAAAAACAGCAAAACCUGCUAGUUCGCCAAAUAUUGAAGCUGGCUCAUCCUUGCCCCAUAGUUCAUUUAGCGAAGACAGCUUACUUUCUUAUGGCCAAAGGCAGCCAUUGCAGGAACUCUUAGAUGGAAUAGCGCUACUUGUACAGCAAGCUUCUUCUUUUGUUGAUUUAGCUUUGGAUUCAGAUUGUGGAGAUGGUCCUUAUGGCUGGCUUGCGCUGGAAGAGCUAUGGAGACGGGAACUUUCGUGUGGGCCCUCUGCUGGCCAUGCAGGGUGUGGGGGUACUUUGGCUUCCUGUCAUUCUCUGGACAUUGCUGGUGUCAAGCUAGUUGACCCACUCUCUGCUGAGGUUUUUCCGUCGUCUGUCAUUACUCUACUGCAAUCUGACAUCAAAACAGCUCUGAAAGAUGCAUUUGGUCAAUCAGAUGGCCCAUUAUCUGUCACAGGUUGGUGCAAGGGCCGAAGUCAAUCAAUGGAUGGAGUAUCUAUUUCGGAGGGAUCUACUCCUGAGUCAGCCCUGCGUGAAGCAAUGUCAAUAGAUGGUGGGAAAGGAGAGGAGGCUGCUCAGAGCCAAGAUAUAUACAAUUCAGAAUUACUCCGACCUACACUUUUUGUUCUUCCAUCACCUUCUAUACUUGUCGGGUACCAAGAUGACUGGCUUAAGAUAUCUACUAACGCUUUGUCACAUUGGGAAAAGGCCCCUUUCGAGCCAUAUGCUCUACCGAAAAAUAUGAACUAUACUGUUGUAUGCCCGGAUAUAGAUCCCUUAACCAGUGCUGCUGCUGAUUUCUUUCAACAACUUGGAACUGGUGAGUCAACGAAUAUAUCUGUUGUGACAUUGGUUAUACUCAAAUUUGACAGGAACUGGUUUCUGCUAAUCAACGUUUCUAGAGGAACAAAAAUUUAG
Messenger RNA from Eruca vesicaria subsp. sativa (arugula), 3444 nucleotides. Lineage: Eukaryota; Viridiplantae; Streptophyta; Magnoliopsida; Brassicales; Brassicaceae. The record is from the annotation of a GenBank genome assembly.